AUGGAGGGACCCCAAGAGUUUGCGAGCGAGACAUUCCGGCUCCGCUGCGCCCCGGCCGCCUCGCCCCGGACCAGCCUCCUGCUCCUCCGGCUCAACGAGGCGACGCUGCGGGCUCUGCACGACUGUCACGGGCAGCAGGUCCGGCCGGUGAUCGCUUUCCAAGGCGACCGAGGGUAUCUGAGGCUCCCGGGGCCCGGCUGGUCCUGCCUUCUGUCCUUCGUACUGUCCCCGAGUGGCCAAGAGCUUGGCAGUGGCAGCCUGGAGCUCAUCUGCCAACGCUUAGGCAGAUCUGCACCUAACCUCCUCCACUGCCUGGGCCCACUCAAAGAGCACCUCACUAUUUGGGCAGCUACGGAUUCUACAUCUUCAUAUCCUGGAAACCACCUGCUUGAUGACAGAACUCGGGAGAGUUGGCCCAACACAGCAACAGACUACACUGAAGGAGCUGCUGCCGUGUCACAGGUGCAGAUGGCGCUAGAAGAGGCACCGGAUCCCUUGGCAAACAGCCAAAGACAGUCACUCCCAGGAUCCUCCAGGGAACCUACCGCCCAGUGGGAAGUGAGGAAUCAGACCCUUCUUCCCAACAGAGAUCCUGAUCAGAUACUGCCUUCUUCCACCAGCCAUAAACACCUAGACAAGAAACGUCCAGCAACAGCAGCAGCUCUAGACCGGAAAGAAAAAAGACUCAGAACUUUGCCUUCAGCAUCAAGUCCCCUACAUGGUCUGUCCAGUGAAGGCCUACAAGAGGAAGAAGACUGGGAAGAAGACAAAGAUGAAGACAUGGGUCCCAGGCUGGGACACAGUCCCUCAGCUCAAGCAGACUCUGAAUCCCCAAGUCCAGAAGAGGUACCAGAUUACCUCCUGCAAUACAGAGCCAUCCGCAAUGCAGAGCAGCAACAGGCUUAUGAACAAGACUUUGAGACAGAUUAUGCCGAGUACCGCAUCCUGCAUGCUCGGGUUGGGGCUGCAAGCCAAAGAUUUGUAGAACUGGGAGCAGAGAUCAAGAGAGUUCAGCGAGGAACUCCAGAACACAAGGUGCUGGAAGAAAAGAUAUUGCAGGAAUAUAAAAAGUUCAGGAAGAGAUACCCAAGUUACAGAGAAGAAAAGCAUCGUUGUGAGUACCUUCAUCAGAAAUUAUCCCACAUUAAAGGACUCAUCCUAGAGUUUGAGGAAAAGAACAGGGGCAGCUGACGUGUUCUUGCCAUAGUGAGAUUAUGAGGAAAAGCAGCAAUAAACUAGAGUGCAGUUGUUCUUGUGGCUAAGUUCAGGGUGUCGAGUUGUAAAGCUGCUUCAGGUUCUAAUGGUUUCAUUGUUGCCAUAAUUUUUAGGGUGUAGGGGCAGUGCUAAUUCUCCUAGGAUUUGUGAGUAUGCAGGUCCUUCUGGGAUCAGAUUUGGAAA
Suncus etruscus (white-toothed pygmy shrew) is the source of this 1398-nucleotide messenger RNA. RefSeq names its product elongation factor for RNA polymerase II 3 (gene ELL3). Gene Ontology annotation, biological process: transcription elongation by RNA polymerase II; positive regulation of transcription elongation by RNA polymerase II; snRNA transcription by RNA polymerase II. Gene Ontology annotation, cellular component: transcription elongation factor complex. Gene Ontology annotation, molecular function: cis-regulatory region sequence-specific DNA binding. Lineage: Eukaryota; Metazoa; Chordata; Mammalia; Eulipotyphla; Soricidae. The coding region runs from base 1 to 1191 and encodes 396 amino acids. The transcript is spliced from 11 exons. The record is from RefSeq and is a predicted model, not a curated record.